Protomyces lactucae-debilis is the source of this 585-nucleotide messenger RNA. RefSeq names its product FAR-17a/AIG1-like protein. The annotation marks the transcript as partial. Lineage: Eukaryota; Fungi; Ascomycota; Taphrinomycetes; Taphrinales; Protomycetaceae. Gene Ontology annotation, cellular component: endomembrane system; membrane. The record is from RefSeq and is a predicted model, not a curated record. The transcript has a single exon.
CAUGCACUCAGUGUCGCAUUGCUGACAUACCCAUACUCAUACAUCCUGCGGAACCCGAAUGAAAUCUCUUCGGCUUACGGCUGGCACUUUCAAUUCCUCACCAUCUUAACGCUGACUAUUGCUUAUAUUCAAUUCAUGCUCGCGUGCCUGCAUGAUCUGACUGGCAACGAGACAAUCCUUGAACUGAAGCAGAUCCUCCUGCUGAUUGCAGGACCCGUUGAGCUCCUCAUCAGUGUCCUUUGGUGGGGCCUGAAGCUGGUCGACCCAACCUUACUCAUCCCCGAGGAACUCCUCAAGGUCUUUCCUCUCUCAGCAGAUCUCAGUAUGCAUGCGAACCCAGCCAUUCUUCUACUCAUUGAAAUCUUUUUCGUUAGUGAUGCUCUUGAGCAUUCAACAACAACCGCUGCAGCCAUCUAUGCGGCAUAUGGAACAGGCUACCUCGUAUGGCUUGAACACUGUGCCAAGAUGAAUGGAUUCUACGCAUACCCAAUGUUGGGACUCAUGACGCAAGGUCAGCGUAUUGCAACGUUCGCAGGGGCGACUGCAUUCGCGUUUGCUUCACUCUUAGUUGUGAAGCAAGUGUAU